AUGAUGGAUAGUGUGGAACCGCCAAUUGCGAGGAGUUUCUACAGUAUUGCCCGUUUCUCUGGACUGAUUGUGGGCAUUUGGCCACAACUUCAACGCAGUUGGGAUAUGAAUCUACUCUGUGCCUUCAGCUUGAUUGUCAUUCUCAUUGGAGCAUUGGGCGAGAAUCUCUAUGGGUUUCUGAAUCUCAGCAAUUUGGUGUCCGCACUGGAGGCUUUUUGUCCCGGCAGCACUAAAGCUGUCUGCGUUCUGAAGCUAAGCAUCUUCUUCUUGCAUCAUCGUCAAUGGUUCGAGAUCGUGCAACGUUUACGUGGCAUGUUGUGGGCCAGUCGAAGUGAGGAGGCUCAGAAUAUGCUGGUUGGCAUUUCCACCUUGGCCAAUCGCCUCAAUCUGCUCUUGCUCUGCUCUGGCUCUGCCACAAAUGCCGCUUUUAAUAUUCAGCCACUGAUAAUGGGUUUUUAUCGCUGGUGGUUCGAGUUGCCUGGUCGCAUGAAGCUACCCUUUAAUAUAAUUUUGCCCAAAUUUGCCACAGAUUCUCAGCUCUUUCCACUCACAUAUCUUCUGUUGACCUGUUCCGGCGCCUGUACCGUGUUCACCUUCAGCAUUGUGGAUGGUUUCUUCCUCUGCAGUUGUCUCUACAUAAGCGGGGUCUUUCGUGUGGUGCAACAGGAUAUUCGCAAUGUUUUUGCCGAACUCCGUGAAGGUAAGAUUCCUGUCUUUACACCAUUGAUGAAUGCUGAAAUACGAUUGCAACUUGGCCAUAUCAUCGAGCGGCACAAUGCAAUUAUCGAUUUGUGCACAGACCUAACGGGACAGUUCACGGUUAUCGUUUUAAUGCAUUUCCUGUCCGCAGCCUUCGUUCUUUGCUCAACCAUUUUGGAUAUCAUGCUGAACACAUCGUCGCUGAGCUGCUUAACCUACAUCUGCUACAGUGUGGCAGCGAUGACUCAGCUAUUUCUGUACUGCUACGGCGGCAAUCAUGUCAGCGAAAGUAGCGCUGCUGUGGCUGACACUCUGUAUGAGAUGGAAUGGUACAAAUGCGAUGCGAGGACUAGAAAAAUAAUUUUAAUGAUAUUACGACGCUCGCAACGGGCAAAAACAAUUGCGGUGCCGUUUUUUACACCCUCCCUGCCGGCCUUCAGUUCGAUACUCAGCACUACGGGCUCGUAUAUCACAUUGCUGAAGACAUUUCUGUAAGCCUACGCGGCGUAUGAUUGAUAUGCGAAGCGAGCAUUGGCCAUCGUCUAAGCCAUAUGCUUCUUCUAGCUGCUGUCAUUGUUUUUUGAAAUAUAUUUAAAAGAUCUAACAAAUUGUUCAGCAAAUCACUUUAUUUAUAAAAUAAAAUGCAACAAGUUGUCCAGUUAA
Molecule: messenger RNA, 1362 nt
Organism: Drosophila innubila
Lineage: Eukaryota; Metazoa; Arthropoda; Insecta; Diptera; Drosophilidae
Gene: Or22c
Product: odorant receptor 22c
Exons: 6
Coding region: 1-1194 (397 amino acids)
Biological process (GO): detection of chemical stimulus involved in sensory perception of smell; sensory perception of smell
Cellular component (GO): plasma membrane
Molecular function (GO): odorant binding; olfactory receptor activity
Source: RefSeq, a predicted model, not a curated record